CAACAGAUUCUUCAUAAUGAAAACACCCCCAGCGACACAAGGUCUGGGUGCAAUAAUUCCAAACCUCGGGACAUAUUCAACUCACUGUUUCAUUGUUUAGCCAGAUCAGUGUUCCAACUCUCAACAUGAAGAUACCAGUUGUUGAUUUUGGAGCAUACAAGUUAGGGGGAAACGAUGUUUCAGGCGAGCAGUUAGAGAUCCUGAGCAGGCAGUUGAAAACAGCCUUUACGGAAGUGGGAUUUGUUUAUCUGAAGAAUACUGGGAUAGUACAACAAGACGUGGAUGAGGUUAUGAACAUAUCCAAGAAAUUCUUUCUGCAACCAGACGAAAUGAAACUGCCUUUCAGCAGGAAAAGUUUCUCUAAUAAUCCUAACCAUGGCUGGGUGUCUUUGGAGACAGAGAGUUUAAAUCCCAAGAGACCAGGAGACCUAAAGGAAGCCUUCAACACUGCAUCCCUUCAUCCAGACAUAAAAUGGCCAUCGUUGGAAGGAGGGAAUGGAUUCUUUGAGAUCCAGUCGUCGUUCUUCCUGCGCUGUAAGGACCUAUGUCUCCGGGUGCUUCGUGUGAUGGCCUACAGUCUGGGCCUGGAGGCUGAGGUCUUCCUAAGUGCACACAGACACAUAGGGACUGAUAAGAACAGCAGUACCCUGAGGUCUCUGUAUUACCCCUCGGUGAGGAGUGACAGGGUGAAGGAGGGCCAGCUGCGCUGUGGAGAACACUCUGACUAUGGCAGCAUCACCCUGGUCUUCCAGAGUCAAGAGGGUGGCCUGCAGGUGCGUACCAGGUCAGGGGAGUUCAUCUCCGCUCCCAGCAUCCCUGGGACAGUACUGAUCAACAUAGCUGACCUGAUGCAGAGGUGGACCAGUGAUGUUUUCCUCUCAGCGGUCCAUAGGGUUUUGCUGCCCCCCGCUGGAGACUUGAGCACACGGCAGUCCCUGGCUUUCUUUGUGCAGCCAGACGAUGAAGCCCUCAUCACCUGUUUUGACGGGUCCGACAAAUAUCCCCCUGUGAAGUCAGGGGCCUAUCUCAUGGAACGCUUCAAUGACUCUUAUGGGAGGAAGUGACCUUUAUCUAUCCAGCAUUAAUUAUUUUGUGUUAUGCAAUUAUGUCAGUGAAACAGAAUGUCAGUAAAAAGAGAAUUUCCUUUUAAAUCCGUGAAGUGGGAGAGAGAGAAUCAGAAAAUUGUGGAGAUAAAGGAUUAUGUGAGCAAAAACUCUCCAAGUACAGAUACUGUAUGUAGAACCAUGGUAAAGACCAGUAUGGACUAUCAAUACAGAUACUGUAUGUAGAACCAUAGUAAAGCCCAGCAUGGACUAUCAAUACAGAUACUGUAUGUAGAACCAUGGUAAAGCCCAGUAUGGACUAUCAAUACAGAUAAUGUAUGUAUAACCAUGGUAAAGUCCAGUAUGGACUAUCAAUACAGGUACUGUUAUGUAGAACCAUAGUCAAGUCCAGUAUGGAUUAUCAACACAAAGUGACCAUUUAGAAUGGGGCCCAGUUCAUUGAGAGGAUGUCUUAACACAACUGGGGGAUGACAGACAUGAAGUGGGUGGGUGGAGAUAAUAUUAUUUUUAUAAUGAUGAAUUGUUGAUAUUGAUGAGGCAACCACUAACAUUACAGUGUGAUAUUGUAAUUAGGUAACUACUAACAUUUAGGGGCUCCCGGGUGGCACAGCGGUCUAAGGCACUGCAUCUCAGUGCUAGAGGUAUCUCUAUUGACCCUAGUUCGAUUCCAGGCUGUAUCACAACCGGCCGUGAUUGGGAGUCUCAUAGGGCUGCGCACAAUUGGCCAAGCAUCAUGGUUUGGCCGGGGUAGGCCGUCAUUGUAAAUAAGAAUUUGUUCUUAACUGACUUGCCUAGUUAAAUAAAGUUAAUUUUUUAAAAACUAUUUUAUAUGACUAGUAUCUAUCUGGACUCUACUACAGUUUAAACAGCUCCGUUAUAGACAACACCAACAUGACUAGUAUCUAUGUGGACCCUACUACAGUUUAACCAGCUCAGCAGUCCAGAGAAAUAAAACCCAGGAUAGAGGGGCUGAGUGAAUGUGGUCUGGACUCUGUGGAGGAAAAUUACAGACCUCUACAUGCUUUGUAAGUAGGAAAACCUGCAAAAUCGGCAGUGUAUCAAAUACUUGUUCUCCCCACUGUAAAUAUGAACUUUAUCGAACAAAACAUACAUGUAUUGUGUAACAUGAAGUCCUAUGAGUGCCAUCUGAUGAAGAUCAUCAAAUGUUAGUGAUUAAUUGUAUCUCUAAUUCUGCUCUUUGUGACUCCUCUCUUUGGCUGGAAAAUGGCUGUGUUUUUCUGUGACUAGGUACUUACCUAACAUAAUAGUUUGGUGUGCUUUCGUCGUAAAGCCUUUUUGAAAUCGGACACUGUGGUGGGAUUAACAACAAGUUUAUCUUUAAAAUGGUGUAAUACUAUGUUUGAGGAAUUUUAAUUAUGAGAUUUCUGUUUGAAUUUGGCGCCCUGCACUUUCACUGGCUGUGUCACGCCCUGGCCAUAGAGAGGCAUUUAUUCUCUAUUUUGGUUAGACCAGGGUGUGACUAGGGUGGGCAUUCUAGUUUCUUUAUUACUAUGUUUUCUAUUUCUUUGUGUUUGGCCAGGUGUGGUUCUCAAUCAGAGGCAGCUGUCUAUCGUUGUCUCUGAUUGGGAAUCAUACUUAGACAGACUUUUUUUCCUUUCGCAUUUGUGGGUAGUUGACUUUGUUAGUGGCACUAUAGCCCUAGUUAAACUUCACGGUCGUUUCCUUGUUUUGUUGGCAACGGUAAUUUCAAAUAAAAAUACAUGUACACUCAU
This is a messenger RNA of Oncorhynchus nerka (sockeye salmon), 2797 nucleotides long. RefSeq lists its product as uncharacterized. The record is from RefSeq and is a predicted model, not a curated record. Lineage: Eukaryota; Metazoa; Chordata; Actinopteri; Salmoniformes; Salmonidae. The transcript is spliced from 7 exons. Gene Ontology annotation, molecular function: 2-oxoglutarate-dependent dioxygenase activity. Bases 126 to 1064 code for a protein of 312 amino acids.